AUGACUCUUGCGACUCGCCACGCCGACUUCACGCGUCGUGACAACUUCUGGAAGGAAAACGAUCUGUGGCUCGACGAAUUCCGCGACUGGCCGAUGGACUGGCCCAAGCCGAGAGAUUUCUUCAGCCGCGUGAGUUUCGCUUCCUAUUCAUCGCCGCCAGCUUAUUAGUUUCCGACGGGUGCUGGUCAAUUGAGGAAAAGAAUCGGCACGAGACAUAGGCAUUGGCUAUUCAUCCGCGACCUACCCGAUUCCCUCUGCGCGCUCCUCAUUCCGGCUGCUAUUCUGCCAGGCGUUUUACUGUUCAAAUCCGGUCGUACGUGACCGGGCUACUUGACAGUCCUACUCAAAUUUACGUACAUAUACACCAUUAAGCGUCAAGUCUGUUCCCCCCUCACUUUCCAUUUGGUUUGUUUGUUCCAUGCCACCUGAAUUCUCCCUUUUUUGAUUUUCCCACUUUUCUCUCAAAAAUCUGCACAAUCUGAACAAACAUUCUGUAUGUUUUGUGAAAAAUCGUCAUUCGUCGUCAGAUACGAAUGUUGAAACUGAACAGAAGCUGUUCUCAGUUCUCAGAUGAUUCACAAUAUGACUCAUAUUUUCAUUUGUUUCAGUUCUCUCGUGACGUGGACAGCUGGUGGAAGGAUUGGCCGACCGACUGGCCCCGUAUGGACGCCGUCAUGCCGAGAGUAAUAUACAGGGACAAACAGAAUUAGUAAACACCGCACUCAUUUUUCAGUUCUCUACUCAACUCGACCGCGUGGACCGCAACUGGAGAAGCGAUCCGUUCUGGAUGGAUCUUUAUCCGAGAUGGGCCGAGCCGAUCUUCAAGGAGGGAAUCGAUGUGAACUCAAAUGUCGUCAAUGACGAACGCAAGUUCGCCGUCGACAUGGACUGCUACCAAUUCCGUCCAGAGGAGAUUCAAGUGAAGACUCUGGACGAUACCCUGAUGAUCGAGGGAAGACAUGAGGAUAUCCGUGACAAGGAUAACUUCACCAAAAUGUACUUCAUCCGCAAGUACCAACUUCCGAGAGAUGUCGACUUCAACUCGAUUCAAAGCAGCAUCGAUGCCAAAGGACGUCUUCAGGUCGAGGCCAACAAGUUCAACUCUCUAGCCAUUCAAGGUCGCGAACGACUGAUUCCGAUCGAAGGAGCUGGUCGUAGCUCUCCGAGAUACGAUAGCGGAACUCUUCGUUCUCAACGUGGACCGAACUCUCCGAUCCACGUUCAAACCGAGCAAGACGGAAGAAGCGCGUCGAGUCGCAGUGCUUCCCGUUUGAACGACAGCCCGGGAUCGAGAGACGUCUACUCUUCCCAUUCCUACAGGUAAUUCGGAAAGUCUUUAGGAAAGUAAUCAAAAAUCAUUGUUCAGCUACCACCGUAGCGACUCUCGCAACCGUCUCUCUCCUCCAGAGGUCACCACUGCCAGAAAUGAUACCCGUAACUAUAGCCCAGCGGCUUCUCGGGCGGUCAGCGGUAAGUAGUCUCGUCACUCGGUUCGUGUCCUGUCCUAGUUGUCCAGUUAUGCUUUUGUCGUGUUCUUCUCUCUUUUUCCUCUGUCUAGACCCUCUAAUUACCUUCAGAGCGGACAGUAACACCGGAACAACGGUCGCCGGGCCGAAAAGCGUUUGAAUCGAUUCGAAACAAUUUUGAGCAAGGUCAUUUCCACAAAUUCCACACACACGCAUUACGUUUUCACUUACGAAUUACCCCCUCAUUCAAACGUGAACAACAUUAGAAAACAACUCGAUUCACUGAUUAACAACACAUUAACAUGUCGCGCUUAUCUGAAGUUGAACUUUGACCACUGCCCAAUUCUAUGUUUAUGUGUCAUCAUCUUUUGAAAAUGUAUGGUGUUUAAAAUUAUAAUCUUCAGGAUCGUACAACGGAGCUGUCAACGGAAACGGAGCUAUUCAUGAGGAGAGAUCAGGCUCCCGUGCUCAAUCUCACCGCUCAGAGAGUCGCAAUGGAGGUAAUUCCAGAUUAUUCCAGAAACUUCUCUAAUUGUACAUUUUUCAGGUUACCGUGUCGAGUCGCCAGUGAGCACCACUACUGGAAUUCUCCGUAACGGCAACGGCAACGGAAACGCCGACUCUCCGAACUCGACUCAACGUGAAUACCGUUCCAUCCAAAUCCUUCGCAAAACCUAUUAA
Caenorhabditis sp. 36 PRJEB53466 is the source of this 2147-nucleotide messenger RNA. The record is from the annotation of a GenBank genome assembly. NCBI's taxonomy places the organism in Eukaryota, Metazoa, Nematoda, Chromadorea, Rhabditida, Rhabditidae.